AUGUCCGGCCGAAAGCUGGGAGGUGGCCGCGUCCUGGGCAGCGGCAAAGGCCUGGCGCCGCCCACAGCCUCCGCCGUCCGCCAGCGUGCCUCGAGCCCCUUCGCGCCUUCAGAGAGCACCGUUUCCAUCACAUCGGCGUCCACCUCGCCGCCCGUUUCCAGCCCCGCUCCCGACUUUGCCGCACAAGACCUGACGUCCAACAUCAGCCUUGGCGGGCCUUCAAAAUCGGGGGGCAACAGCUCCAAGCUGGUCUGCCCAAUAUGUGAGGAAGAGAUGAUGACUUUGUUGCAGCUGAAUCGACACAUCGACGAUGCACACCAGGAGCUGGCCGAGGUCGAGCAGGAUGAAGUGAGAACAUGGUUCGACAAGCAGGUCACCAAGGCGAAGCGAUUUCAGCCUUUAUCCAUCAUCAACCAAAAGUUGCGCGGCCUCGAGGUCUUCGAAUCCAACGAAACCCUGCCUGUUGCUCCCGUCUCCGGCCCCCGAACACAGGUUGAGCAGCCGAUCGAUCCCGAUGAGCUCAUUACAAGAUCGCAUUGGCAGCGCCAGACUAUGAAUGACCGUUGCACCGACCCGCUUUGUGGCAAGAACCUCGGAGCUGUCAACGGGAGCAUCAACUGCCGACACUGCGGACGCUUGUUUUGCGAAGAACACACAAUGUACCAGAUGAAGCUCUCGAGAGCUGCAAAGCACGAGCCGGUGCGAGGAUACUGGGCAAGAGUUUGUGAGACUUGCUACAAGUCGCGCGAGGGAUACAACGACCACAACGGCGUUCUCAUCGACCACACAAGCGCAUUCACCGAACUCCGGCGGAAGAGAGUCGAGAGGCAGAACUUGGAGGUCGCCAGGCUGGAAAAACGGCUGACAAAGCUGACGAUGUUGCUCGCGAAUCCGCCAGAAGAAGUGGCUACACACAACGGCGCGUUAUCGGUAGCCAGCUUGACAGGGCAGAGGAACCCAAGAAAGUUGCUUGAACAAACAGUGGUGACCUGGGAGGACGAUGCGUCGGUGCCGAGCUGCUGCUCAACGCUGGUCGGAUUGAACGUGGCUAGUCAUCUAAAAUCUGCCACAGAAAAGCUAUCAGCCGCUACCGAUCAGCUCAGCAUCGAUGUCCGCAUGUGUCGCGACUGCAACCACACCAUCUUCUCCAAACGCGACUUUGACGCAGCCUUGGCGUCCAAACCGCCUGAUCAACGCGCUUACGAGACCCUUCGGCAGUUCGAGCGCGGCAUUCGUCAGAUCAUGCCCAUCUUCCAGCGGACACUUCUUGCACUGCAACCCGAAGGAAGCAACGCCUCGGGCGAACACCCGCCCCCGACACACGCGCAGAUCCAGGAGGCCUCCAAGAUCCGCAAACGGCUCACCGACGCUUUUACGAAAUACGACACGGCCGCACGCCGCCUCCGCGACCUCAAGACUACCUCCAAGAUGCAGCUUCGGCUCCAAAACGCGAUCUACGCCGCGGCGUCGACUUUUUUGCACACGCACAUGCUCACGCUGAAAUCAGUCCCGCAGAUCCUCCGCUCUCGCUCCUCCCAGAGCUCGCAGUCUCGCCUCUUGACACUGCAGCAACAGAAUCUGAAUGGAUCAUCGUCGUCGCUGAGCCAGCUCUCUUCUUCCUCGCCACUGCGCAACGGCGAGGCCGUCGACACGUCAGAGACGGGCAGUCAGGCCGGCAGCGAGGCGAGCACGCAGGUCUCGGCCCUCGAAACGGAAGAGAAGGAUCUGCGCGAGAGGCUGGUCGUGCUCGAGGAGCAGCGGUUCAUGGUCAAGGAGAUGAUCGACAAUGCCAGGGGGUCGAGGCGGUUCGAGGAGGUCAGCGCCCUGACGCGCAAUAUCGAGGAGUUGGACUCGGAAAUCGAGGACGUGAGGAGCCGGGUUGGAGAUGUGGAGGAGAGGUGGCAAGGGCUUUACGCUGGUGGUAUUGCUGCCUGA
Molecule: messenger RNA, 1935 nt
Organism: Verticillium nonalfalfae
Lineage: Eukaryota; Fungi; Ascomycota; Sordariomycetes; Glomerellales; Plectosphaerellaceae
Gene: PEP7
Product: carboxypeptidase Y-deficient
Exons: 4
Coding region: 1-1935 (644 amino acids)
Biological process (GO): DNA repair
Molecular function (GO): DNA binding; metal ion binding
Source: RefSeq, a predicted model, not a curated record